AUGGCCCGCACGCUCAAGCUCGUCUCCAGAGCGAGCCUUCGGGUGCGCUGUGCUCCAGAGCCGGGCCCCUUCCCGGGAUCUCGAGGUUUCGGCUCGGCACCCCGAGGCCUGGAGGACAUCCCGGGUCCCUCCACGGCAGGCUUCCUGGCGGAACUUUUCUGCAAAGGGGGCCUGUCUCGGCUGCACGAGCUGCAGGUGCAGGGCGCCGCGCGCUUCGGCCCGGUGUGGCUGGCCAGCUUCGGGACGGUGCGCACCGUGUACCUCGCGGCCCCCGCGCUGGCCGAGACGGAGCUGCUCCUGGCUGGAGUGGACACGGUGUCCAGCACGCUCUCCUGGGCUCUGUAUGAACUCUCCCGGCACCCCGAGGUCCAGGCGGCUCUGCACGCUGAGAUCGCAGCGGCCCUGGGCCCCGGCUCCCACCCACCGCCCACUGCUCUGUCCCAGCUGCCCCUGCUCAAGGCCGUGGUCAAGGAAGUGCUCAGGCUGUACCCUGUGGUGCCAGGGAACUCUCGGGUCCUGGGCAGAGACGUUCGCGUGGGUGACUACACCAUCCCCAAAAACACGCUGGUCACCCUGUGUCACUACGCCAUGUCCAGGGACCCGGCGCAGUUCCCCGAGCCAGACUCCUUCCGCCCCGCGCGCUGGCUGGGGGAGGGCCCAGCCCCGCACCCCUUCGCCUCUCUGCCCUUCGGCUUCGGCAAGCGCAGCUGUAUGGGGCGGCGGCUGGCAGAGCUUGAGCUGCACAUGGCGCUGGCCCAGAUCUUGGUCCACUUCGAGGUGCGGCCCGAGCCAGGGGCGGGCCCCGUCAGACCCAUGACGCGGACAGUCCUGGUCCCCGAGAGGGCCAUCAACCUCCAGUUUGUGGACAGAUGACCCUGUGGAAGGAAGCGGUCAUCGCCACCACAGGGGCUCGUUAGGCGUCACACGGGCAUGUGCACACCCCAAAGUCUGUCUCGCACCCAGCUAGACCAAGCGGCCAUCGCAGGAGGCUCCACCAGGGUGUGGCGCUGUGCCCGCCUGCCCAGGCGGCCA
Messenger RNA from Condylura cristata (star-nosed mole), 1032 nucleotides. Its product is annotated as 25-hydroxyvitamin D-1 alpha hydroxylase, mitochondrial. Gene Ontology annotation, biological process: C21-steroid hormone biosynthetic process; cellular response to peptide hormone stimulus; cortisol metabolic process. The transcript is spliced from 7 exons. The record is from RefSeq and is a predicted model, not a curated record. Gene Ontology annotation, molecular function: oxidoreductase activity, acting on paired donors, with incorporation or reduction of molecular oxygen; iron ion binding; monooxygenase activity. Lineage: Eukaryota; Metazoa; Chordata; Mammalia; Eulipotyphla; Talpidae. The coding region runs from base 1 to 873 and encodes 290 amino acids. Gene Ontology annotation, cellular component: mitochondrial inner membrane.